Messenger RNA from Arabidopsis thaliana (thale cress), 1270 nucleotides. It is a transcript of the gene GSTU5, whose product is annotated as glutathione S-transferase tau 5. The record is from RefSeq and is marked reviewed. The coding region runs from base 225 to 899 and encodes 224 amino acids. Gene Ontology annotation, biological process: toxin catabolic process; glutathione metabolic process. Gene Ontology annotation, molecular function: glutathione transferase activity. The transcript has 2 exons. Lineage: Eukaryota; Viridiplantae; Streptophyta; Magnoliopsida; Brassicales; Brassicaceae. Gene Ontology annotation, cellular component: cytosol.
AAAUAUGUUGUAAAGUCAACAUCUGUUUCCUUCUAGACUCUUCGCAUUUACAUCACACUGCCGACCAUAUAAAACGGCAAAGUUCGUCGUCGUUUUAUCACAAGACCAUCAACACCAUAAGGCUAUAAAUCCAAGCUAAAAGGUAGUGAUUAACUCCACAAAACCAGAAAAAACUACAUUUCUAACAUAUAGAAGAAACAGAGAAAAAGAGAGAGAGACCCCUAAUGGCUGAGAAAGAAGAAGUGAAGCUUUUGGGGAUAUGGGCGAGCCCUUUUAGCCGUCGGGUCGAGAUGGCUCUCAAACUCAAAGGCAUACCGUACGAGUACGUGGAAGAGAUACUGGAGAACAAAAGCCCUUUGCUUCUUGCUCUUAACCCUAUUCACAAGAAAGUCCCUGUUCUUGUCCACAAUGGUAAAACCAUUCUCGAGUCUCAUGUGAUUCUUGAAUACAUCGAUGAGACUUGGCCACAAAAUCCAAUUCUCCCUCAAGAUCCUUAUGAAAGAUCCAAAGCUCGUUUCUUUGCUAAACUCGUCGAUGAACAGAUUAUGAACGUGGGGUUUAUAUCAAUGGCAAGAGCAGACGAGAAAGGAAGAGAAGUUUUAGCCGAGCAGGUAAGAGAACUGAUUAUGUAUCUCGAGAAAGAACUUGUCGGAAAAGAUUACUUCGGAGGCAAGACUGUCGGAUUCUUGGACUUUGUCGCCGGAAGUUUAAUUCCGUUUUGUUUGGAGAGAGGUUGGGAAGGAAUAGGAUUGGAAGUGAUUACAGAGGAGAAGUUUCCAGAGUUCAAGAGAUGGGUUAGGAAUUUGGAGAAGGUUGAGAUUGUUAAAGAUUGUGUUCCACCAAGAGAGGAACAUGUAGAACACAUGAACUAUAUGGCAGAGAGAGUGAGAUCUUCUUAAGAAAACAAAUCAUGUUUAGUUCUUGAUCAUGCAAUGUUUGUAUGGUUAUGUUGUUGUUUAUUUUAUUGAAUAUCUUUGUAUGUUGUGUGGUUGAGAAGUGAGGUUUUAUCAUCAUCUCUCACGUUAUCUUAUUUGGUCCCAGCCACUAUUUAGAAUUAAUGGUAAAGCUUUGGCUAUUUUGUCCACGUUAUCUUAUUUUGUUCUUACUUCUCACGUUAUCUCAGAUUCUCAAUAUGGUUCCCAGACAAAUAUUGAAUCAGCUACAAAAGAUGAUAGAAUUUGCCACAAUCUUAUCUGAUACAUUCCGUCACAAAUUUUAUAAGGAAACUUAUACAGCUAUCUUUUGUUGUCAAUCAAUCACAAAAUUUCCG